CACAACAAAAUCCACUCAAUUUCUCUCAACCCAGUUUCUCUCAAACCCUUCUAUCUCUCUCUCUCUCUCUCUCUCUCCCUCUCUUGAAAGUUAAACUGUAAUGGCGUUUCGGAUCUUAGAAAACGUUGAAAUAUGCAAGAAACAAGAGGGUUUCUUGGGGUCUUAUUACAGCGGGAAGGUUUUGGCUGCUGUUGGAAUAAAUCGGUAUAUAGUGCGAUACGAAACCCGGUGGGCUGAAUGUAAGACAAGGCAGUUAAGUGAAGUGGUUGAUGCCGAUGAAGUUAGGCCUUUGCCACCGGCUAUGUCAUGCACCAACUUCUCCAUGUCCGACAAGAUUGAUGCGUAUGUGAAUAAUGCUUGGUGGGUCGCAAAGGUUGUGCAGAGACUUGAUGAUGUUCGUUACUUUGUGCGCUUGGACGCUAAUGGAACUGAGUUUCAACUCCCUUCACAUAAACUUAGGAUUCAUCUUGAUUGGCAAGAUGGGAGAUGGGUUUUGCCCCCCAAUGCCAAUACCAAUACCAAUACCAUUGCCAAUAGGCCUUGAAACAAGUGAUAUAUAUAAGCCAAGCAAAUACAGGCGAGCAUUGACUUCAUACGUAUUAGGACUUCCAUCGUCAAAAUUUUCCUUUCCAUAUCUUUCACAGAUCUAUGACAAUAUGGGCUUGUCUGA
This is a messenger RNA of Quercus lobata, 670 nucleotides long. Its product is annotated as protein AGENET DOMAIN (AGD)-CONTAINING P1-like. The coding region runs from base 101 to 544 and encodes 147 amino acids. The record is from RefSeq and is a predicted model, not a curated record. The transcript is spliced from 2 exons. Lineage: Eukaryota; Viridiplantae; Streptophyta; Magnoliopsida; Fagales; Fagaceae.